Messenger RNA from Hydatigera taeniaeformis, 2958 nucleotides. The record is from the annotation of a GenBank genome assembly. Lineage: Eukaryota; Metazoa; Platyhelminthes; Cestoda; Cyclophyllidea; Taeniidae.
AUGAUCUGUCUUUUGCAGGGAUCAUGGCGACCAGCGUCUAUGGGUAGGCAGCUGCAGGUUGCAGUAAAAGUUCUGGAUUUGGAACGCUUUCCAACAAAGUUGGAUGACUUUCUAAAGGAGGCGGCUAUUAUGAACAGUCUUGACCACCCUGACAUAGUUCGAUUAUAUGGCAUCUGUGUUGCUUCCAAGUGUCUGAGAUUGGUGACUGAGCUUGCACCGUUGCGUUCUCUGCUGGAGUGUCUGCGCGAGCCCGACCUACGUGCCUCCUUUCCCGUGGCCACGUUACACAACUUUGCCAUCCAAAUUGCACGUGGUAUGGCCUACCUGGAAGAGGAGCGUCUGGUACAUCGUGACCUCGCUGCACGCAACAUCCUCGUAUUCGCCAAGGAUAAGGUGAAGAUUGGCGACUUUGGACUGAGUCGAGCUCUACAAUUGGGCAAGUCUUACUAUCAGACAAAUUUCAACGCAAAUUUGCGUUUACCGAUCGCGUGGUGUGCACUGGAAGCCAUCCACGAGUUACGUUUUACCAGCGCUAGCGAUGUCUGGUCUUACGGAGUGACGCUCUGGGAGAUGUUCACCUACGGCUUUGUCCCCUGGGCGGGCCUCUCGGGUCGUCAGAUCCUGGAGGCUAUUGAUGUGCCAAAUUGUCGACGUCUUACUCAACCGGACACCUGUCCGGACGCUGUCUUUGAUGCUGUUAUGCGUGCAUGCUGGAACCACGAGCCUGCUUCUCGUCCUACCUUCACCCAGCUCGUCGAAAUGCUGCCCCAUUUGAGUCCUCAGGCGUGGUGCGUGGUGGAAGAUAGCGGAGAAACAGGGUCGUCUGUUCCACACACUGUGGAGGACAUUCGCAACCUCCUUACGGAGAAUGUUCCUCAAAAUGGCAACGCAGAUGGGGGCACAGGUGCAGUCGAUGCUGAGAACUCUGCAGCACAAAGCAAUAAGACCCUUCUGCGUGCUCGUGCCGGUGAGACAGUCUAUGUGCUAAGCAAAAAAGACCCAGAGUUAUGGAAGGUGGUGUCCCAUUCAACUUGUCAGGUUGGUCACAUAUCCCCCGAAAAUCUCCGAAUUGUACCAGAUACCAUUGACUCUACCACUUUGCGAUCUAUCGGUACAAACCCGCACCAAAAUCACCACGCCACCACUCUUUCACGGAUGCGCCUCCGUUUCAGCCGACGGGAAUCGAAUCGAAAUUCGCCCAGAGGAGGGAAGAAAUUUAACCGGGAUCUCAUAUCGCUGCCGCAAAACGACUUUCGCCAUGUUGGGCAUGUGGGUGCCGAUGGUACCAUGUUCGGGGAUGUCGGUUUCUCCCUCGACAACGUUGAUGAAAAUGAAGGAGGUCCGAGUCCUGCGGACAGCUGCAUGACCAUUGAAAGCAUUUCUGACAAGGAGAACCCACGUCUCUCCGGCGUUACAACAGGCGAGGUAGCUCUUACAUUUUUCCUUGCUCGUUACCAAGGUGUUGGUUGCUGUGCUGUCACGCCAGUGCCCUUUCAACGAGUUUGCUACAUCAAUGGAGGCAACGUUACUAACUCGGCAGUAAAGUUUCCCUUAAAACACCUCUUCAUCACUCAGCGCGCUGGUCGUAAUUCUUCUGUCACCGAUCGAACUAAAGUGAUGACACCUCAGGCUGUCGCCACCGCCACUACCCCAGAGAACUGUGGAAUUCCAUUUGCUACCAACUCAAACCUCACUUCUAUCAAUCCAUCGACCGUCACGGAAAUUGUCAGCGCUCCUUCUUCCUCCCCCUGGCUUACCACUCGAACUACAAAUGUUGAAGAUACAGAGCCUUCAAUUCUCGAUAUGGGCUCCUCCUUCAUGGAUGAGAUCUUCCAGUGCCUCUCGGCCAAAACCGAUGGACUAGUUCUGGUGGAUACGGUCCCGACGACCAAUACGACGCACCAUUCAAACCCUGAAGUGUCAGAACUGCCGAAAUCACCGCCACCCCUAGCGUCUACGGUUCUGCAGAGAGAUGCUGCAUCACUUCCACCUGAGGAAGUAGCUUCUUCAUCUGCCCUGCUUUCGGUGAUACCUAAACCUUCCCGAAGCCGUGAAGCCACUCCCUUCGAGGCAUCUUGCUCCAAUGCUACCAUCAACUCUACCUCUACGAAGCGCCUCAGCCUUGACCAUACAAAUGGUGAGCGAUACAAGGAAUCCUCACCAACUCUCUGCGGCUCUACCGAUGGUGUGGGUCGGACCUCACGUACAUCUCUAGUCGACAACAGUCCAUUGAGACGGGGUAAAGCGGGAGAUAUUGAUGAGGUUAGCGGUGGUAAUGGGGUCUUCGCGAACGCUACACACACUCUGACUCGUGCCUUCCGCAAGUCCAGCGCUUCGCUCACCCGUCGAUCUGCGCAGGCAGCGUCGGAAAAAGCGCCAUCUGCCCUGUCCCUCGAACAACCGCUCCAUCAGCGUCAAAUGCCUCCUUUGAAAGCUCGCCUGGAUGCAACCGGAAAACUUAAACGACCUGCUAUCAGUGGGCCUGUAAUGAUCAAUAAUCCCACUCCCGUUGCUGGCGCUUCUGUAGCUUCUUUCCUCUCCUCGGAGGGAACGACAACAGCUGCGGUAUCCACACCACCAUCCUCAUCAACGUCAUCACGUGGCACCAGUCGGGGCUCCUCCAUAACCGCUAUCUCCUCACCCCUCUCUCUGGUAGGAGUAGGGGCUGUGACACCAAUUACCACCACUACUCCUUCCAUAUCUCCGGCUCCCUCCACUUCUUCCCUUGCCACGUCAAGCACCUCCUCCCCAAAUCUUGUGCUCCACCACCCUGGUCAUGGCCACUAUCAAGGUUCGAGAUUUACUGGUGCCAUUGGGACAGGCGGCAGUGGCGGCGGCGGACUGCGAGCGCUGCGAGAUCGUGGCGACCUGGUAUUUCGGGCUCCGCCAGCCUCAGCUGCUAUUGGUGGUCGGCGCAGAACUAACGCGAUCUCUGGGACUGAACACCAACCCAGGUAG